AUGGCUCACGGAAAAAAGACACCGCGAAAUUGGAAACAGGGUGCACCUGUCAGGUCCCUGAAGGAGAACAAUGCAUUAGUCGCCGCCAGUCUUCCAAAGGCAAACACUCCAUCAUGUCGCGCAUUAUCGGGUUUUAUUCGAAAUCUUUUGGACUACAAUUGUAUCAGCAAAGAAUACCCAGCGCCGCCUACUCCAGAAGAAUACGCGCAGUUAGAUAAUCCAACUCACGAAAUCAUCAUGGAAGAUCAGAGGCUAUUCCAUCCCGGACUUGAUAGUUCAACCUCAACCGAAGAUAAGUGGGCUGUUACCAAAGCCUUAUUCUCUACCGACCUCCAAAAGUAUGGCGCCUUGCGAUUUACCUUUGACUGGACCCUCAACAAAGGUACUCAUUGGAAUCGGGUGAUGACAUCCUUAUUGAUCAAGCACUGGUUAAAUGCAAAGAAGCAAGGUUUAUUUUCUAAGUCAGGAAUAAAUCCAUCUCACAUGACGGAAUCAAAAGCUGAAGGAAUGGUCACACGAUGGAUCCGUGGACGAGCUUUUGACAUCCAAUCUGGGCGAAACCAACCUGAAAAGAUUCGCAAGGUUGAGAAAAAUAAGAAAAAAAGGGUGGAAUCGAGCCUGCGACAUCUUGGUCAACCUGCAUUACAGUUGAUCCCUGAUGCAGAUUGCUGCUCUGAGACAGAAUGGGAGCCAUCUGAAGUAGAGUACGAAAAGAUUGGCUUGAUUUGGCGGAGUCAGCAGUAUGAGGCUUUCCUUCACGCCGUAGAUUGGACCGUAACGGUACUCAAGACAUCAGGUUUGGAUCUUCAGCAGGUCGACACUUUGGCUCUCUUCAAGCGUGGCAUCUCGACAAGCAUUCACAUCAUUGAUUGGAAUUGGAUGUUGGGAAUAGUAUUGGCACGUUGGGCUUUUAUCAGACUUGAGAGUUUGCUCAUAAAAACCGCUAAAUUACGCAUGACGGCCCCGGAGGGUCUGACUCGAACUGCAACAACCGAAAAGCCCGAUGGGGCGGAAGCUACAACGAUCAUGUCCCUAGUGAUAAAGGAAUACAACCCCCAAUAG
Molecule: messenger RNA, 1062 nt
Organism: Melampsora larici-populina 98AG31
Lineage: Eukaryota; Fungi; Basidiomycota; Pucciniomycetes; Pucciniales; Melampsoraceae
Exons: 4
Coding region: 1-1062 (353 amino acids)
Source: RefSeq, a predicted model, not a curated record